CCCGUGUUGUCCCCCAGCUGAUGUACAUGCACUGGAUGAACACCAUGGUGGGCUACUGCGGCCCCUUCAAGUACGAGAGCGAGUACUGCGAGAAGCUGCGGGGCUACCUGGAGGCCAACCUGGGCUGGAUGGAGGAGCAGAUGGGCAAGGGGCAGGACCCCGAGUACUGGCACCAGGUGAGGCCGGCCCUGCUGCAGCUGAAGGGGCUGGAGGACAGCUACAACGGGCGCCUGGACUUCCCCCGGGGCAGGUUCACCCUGUCCCCCUUCGGCUUCCUCCUGCUGCAGUUGGGGGGUGACCUGGAGGACCUGGAAUCUGCCCUGAACCGUUCCUCCCCCCGGCGCGUCCUGGGCUCGGGCUCCUGCUCUGCCCUCCUCAAGCUGCUGCCGGGCCAUCGGGAUCUCCUGGUGGCCCACGACACCUGGACCUCCUACCAGUCCAUGCUGCGCGUCAUCAAGAAGUACACGCUGCCCUUCCGCACCUCGCCCGGCGGCAAUUCUCAGAUCCCCGGGAGCAUCCAGGUGUUUUCCUCCUACCCCGGCACCAUCUUCUCUGGGGAUGACUUCUACAUCCUCAGCAGCGGGUUGGUAGCGCUGGAAACCACCAUCGGGAACAACGACCCGGCGCGGUGGAAGUUCCUGGACCCCCGGGGCAGCGUCCUGGAGUGGCUGAGGAACAUCGUGGCCAACCGCCUGGCCCGCAGUGGUCCCGAGUGGGCCACCAUCUUCCGGCGGUUCAACAGCGGCACCUACAACAACCAGUGGAUGGUGGUGGACUACAAAGCCUUCACGCCGGGGAGAGCCACCCCACCGCCGGGGCUGCUGACCGUGCUGGAGCAGAUCCCGGGCCUGGUGGUGGCGGCCGAUGAGACGGAGCUGCUCUACCAGCAAGGCUACUGGGCCAGCUACAACCUGCCGUUCUUCGAGGAGAUCUUCAACGCCAGCGGGAACCCGGAGCUGGUGAGGAAAUACGGCGACUGGUUCACCUACGACAAGAACCCGCGCGCCCAGAUCUUCCGCCGCAACCAAACAUUGGUCCAUGACCUGGACUCCAUGGUCCGCCUGAUGCGCUCCAACAACUACCUGCAGGACCCGCUGUCGCGGUGCCGGGGCUGCGACCCCCCCCAGAACGCGGAGAACGCCAUCUCUGCCCGCUCCGACCUCAACCCCCCCAACGGCACCUACCCCUUCCCGGCCCUGCGCCAGCGCUGCCACGGGGGCACCGACAUGAAGGUCACCUCCUGGGGCAUGGCCCCCACCUUCGGGCUGGUGGCCGCCAGUGGUCCCACCUGGGAUGAUGUCCCCCCCUUCCGCUGGAGCGUGUCCCCCUGCAGUGCUCUGCUGCACAUGGGACACCCCGACCUCUGGACCUUCCCCCCCAUCAAGGUCCACUGGGACUGAGCCUUGGCUGAACCCGUCCAUCCAUCCGUCCGUCUGUCCGCCCACCCACGGGCAUCUAUCCUGCGUGGGGGGGACCCCUUUUUGGGGGGCAGCUGGGUCCAGGGGGACUGGCUUUGGGUGCACGGGGGGGUCUCCUCCCCCCCUGGCUCUUUCUGCUUCUGCCUCUUGCUGCCACAUCCCCGCGGUGCUGGUUGUGCCCCCCGCCCCGGGGCCGUGCCCCCCUCCCCGCCGUGGGGCCCCAGGGCUGGAGCCUCGUUUUUUGGGGGGGCUUCUCCCCAAAAGAUGAUGGGGGUGUCUCCUGGGAGGCUGGGGCUCGCCCGUGGGGCAGAGAGGAGGGGAGCGAGCUGGUUUGGCUGUGACAAAUAAAGGCGUUUGCGUGCA
Messenger RNA from Calidris pugnax (ruff), 1781 nucleotides. RefSeq names its product phospholipase B domain containing 2 (gene PLBD2). Gene Ontology annotation, cellular component: extracellular region. Gene Ontology annotation, molecular function: glycerophospholipase activity. Bases 21 to 1400 code for a protein of 459 amino acids. The transcript is spliced from 10 exons. Gene Ontology annotation, biological process: phospholipid catabolic process. NCBI's taxonomy places the organism in Eukaryota, Metazoa, Chordata, Aves, Charadriiformes, Scolopacidae. The record is from RefSeq and is a predicted model, not a curated record.